This is a messenger RNA of Merops nubicus (carmine bee-eater), 582 nucleotides long. Its product is annotated as myosin regulatory light chain 2, smooth muscle minor isoform. The record is from RefSeq and is a predicted model, not a curated record. Gene Ontology annotation, molecular function: calcium ion binding. The transcript has 3 exons. Gene Ontology annotation, cellular component: cytoplasm. Lineage: Eukaryota; Metazoa; Chordata; Aves; Coraciiformes; Meropidae. Bases 18 to 536 code for a protein of 172 amino acids.
CAGAACCAGCAGCCAACAUGUCCAGCAAACGGGCCAAGACGAAGACCACCAAGAAGCGCCCCCAGCGCGCCACCUCCAACGUCUUCGCCAUGUUCGACCAGUCCCAGAUCCAGGAGUUCAAGGAGGCCUUCAACAUGAUCGACCAGAACAGGGACGGCUUCAUCGACAAGGAGGACCUGCACGACAUGCUGGCCUCCCUGGGGAAGAAUCCAACGGACGAGUACCUGGAUGCCAUGAUGAACGAGGCCCCGGGCCCCAUCAACUUCACCAUGUUCCUCACCAUGUUUGGGGAGAAGCUGAACGGCACCGACCCCGAAGACGUCAUCAGGAACGCGUUCGCCUGCUUCGAUGAGGAGGCCACAGGGUUCAUCCAGGAGGACUACCUGAGGGAGCUGCUGACCACCAUGGGGGACAGGUUCACGGACGAGGAGGUGGACGAGCUCUACAGGGAGGCGCCCAUCGACAAGAAGGGGAAUUUCAACUACAUCGAGUUCACGCGCAUCCUGAAGCACGGCGCCAAGGACAAGGACGACUGAGGGGCCCUCCCGGCGCCCGCAGAGCGUCUCUGCCUCGCUCCCUCCU